Daucus carota subsp. sativus is the source of this 1491-nucleotide messenger RNA. Its product is annotated as ENTH domain-containing protein C794.11c. Bases 151 to 1188 code for a protein of 345 amino acids. The transcript has 5 exons. NCBI's taxonomy places the organism in Eukaryota, Viridiplantae, Streptophyta, Magnoliopsida, Apiales, Apiaceae. Gene Ontology annotation, cellular component: clathrin vesicle coat; plasma membrane; endosome. Gene Ontology annotation, molecular function: phospholipid binding; clathrin binding. Gene Ontology annotation, biological process: endocytosis. The record is from RefSeq and is a predicted model, not a curated record.
UUAUUACAGCCCACUUAAUCAGAUAAAUGGAGUCAGUGUUGAAUUUCUUACAUUAAUUUAUCAUCUCUUACAUCACUUUAACAAAAUAAAUCUCUGUUAUCUUUACUUUCAUGAUCUAAGUUUCCUGUUUUUUCAUUCUUUACAUCAAAAAUGUCAAUCUUAGGGAGCAGCAGCAGCAGCAAUAAUGGUCCGAUAUUUCAAGAAUUCAAGAAACAAGCUUCUUUUUUCUUUAAGGAGAAGAUCAAGACUGCCCGUUUGGCUCUUACUGAUGUUACCCCAGCUCAACUAUUGACAGAAGAGGCAACAAAUGGGAGUUCAUCGGCUCCUGAUACGCGUACCUUGAAGGCGAUAUCCAAGGCUGCUUUUGAAGUUGAUGAUUAUUUCAGAAUACUUGAGAUUUUGCGUAGCAGAUUGUCCAAAUUUGAUAAAAAGAACUGGAGAACAUCAUAUCAGGCACUGAUUGUAAUUGAGCAUUUGAUGACCCAUGGACCGGAAAGUGUUGCAAAAGUUUUUCAGGCUGAUAAAGAUGUUAUUAGAGAUAUGGGAUGCUUUCAGCUUAUUGAUGAGAAGGGAUUUAAUUGGGGCCUUAAUGUUAGAUUGAAAUCUGAAAAGAUACUGAUGCUCCUUGAAGAGGGGUCCCUCCUCAAAGAAGAAAGAAAUAGAGCUCGAAAAGUAAGUAGAGGUAUUGAGGGGUUUGGGAGCUUCUCGCAGAGGACUUCAUCUGCCAAAGGGAUUCUGAGUGAAUCCCCCAUCACGAAGUAUGCAAGGUCGAAGUCUCAGUUUACUGGGAAUGGUGACCAGGAAGACUGGUUUUCAUCCAAACACGGAGAAGAAACAACAAAAACAAUGGCUAAUGGUUCAUGUGACUCAAGUGACGAGAAUGCUUGCUUGGUGUCAAACAAGGAGGUGAAACAUAUGACUUUAAACAAUUCCUUCAAUAGCCAGCCACUUGCGAACAUAGAAACUGAGAGUGUUUCCAAAGAAAAUGUAGCUCCCAAGAAAGAAUAUAUACUAGGAGGAUUCGUUGAAAGGAGCACUAGUGUUGGAGAUUCAGAACCCCUUUUGGAUGAUGAAAAUGAUGAGUCCAGGAUCAAUAUCCUUGUAGAGGAAGAUCAUCCAUUCAAUGAUGCGGCCCAUCUAACCGGUGCCUCCCUUCUGUCAAAGGAUCAUACUGUUCAGGCAUUCUAAGAUUGAAUAUCUAUAGCGUUGGGAUCUUUCAAUUUACAUCUUGUAAAAGUCUACAUGUUAAAGUUGCAAGUGUGAUUGCCAUUGGAACUCCAAGCACCUGUAUUGUACAAGUAAGCAUGGAAAGUGGCAACUUUUAUGAGUUUUUAAGUUAGUAUCUUGAUCGAACCGUAGUUGCCAAUAUACUUGCUGAGCCUCAUCAGGGUGUUUGUAAAUGAUCAUCUUAAGAAAAAAAGUCUGCAAUUAAGCCUUUGUGAAUUGCUGAUCACAAUGGUUAAGAAUGAAUGUGAUUGUUCUUUAGGUCCA